Molecule: messenger RNA, 1245 nt
Organism: Cantharellus anzutake
Lineage: Eukaryota; Fungi; Basidiomycota; Agaricomycetes; Cantharellales; Hydnaceae
Product: chaperonin 10-like protein
Exons: 6
Coding region: 1-1245 (414 amino acids)
Biological process (GO): D-sorbitol catabolic process
Molecular function (GO): zinc ion binding; L-iditol 2-dehydrogenase (NAD+) activity
Source: RefSeq, a predicted model, not a curated record
AUGCCAGCGACCGGUUUUCAUUCCGCAAUCGUCCUGCACGGUCCAAAGGACCUCCGGGUCGAACGUCGUCAACGGAGACCGCCUUCCGAUGGUCAAGUUCAGGUCUCCAUCCAAGCUACCGGUCUUUGUGGAAGCGAUCUCCACUACUACAUUCACGGUAAAAAUGGCGACUUUGCCGUCAAGUCUCCCCUAGUCCUAGGCCACGAAGCAGCAGGCAUCAUCACGCACAUUGGUCCUAACGUCCCUCCACACUUGAAUUUGCGUGUAGGCGAUCGAGUGGCCAUUGAGCCCGGUGCUCCUUGUGGUCGAUGCGAAUUUUGUGAAAUGGGAAGGUACAAUUUGUGUGAGCGGAUGAGGUUCUGUUCGUCUGCAAAGUCGUUCCCUCAUUUGGAUGGGACGUUACAAACGUGUAUGAAUCAUCCAGCUAGGUUGUUGCAUAAAUUGCCGGAUUCUUGUUCAUUUGAGCAAGCUGCACUAGCAGAACCACUCUCUGUCGUCUUACACGCUGCUCGUAGGAUAGGACUGCGUGUACUCAUCAUCGGAGCAGGAGCGGUCGGGUUUUUAGCCGCCGCGUUAGUUCGCACACUUUCGGCGUUGGGAGAGUCCACAGCUCCCGUGUCUUUUAUUGCCGCCAUGGAUUUGGAUAAAGGCAAGCUGGACACGCUGAUGGAUGCAGGGUAUGCGGAUGCGAUUUAUCAUGUUACAUCGCCUGUGGUGUCUCAGCGGGCAGGAGGCAAGGUGGGAGGGAUGACGAGGGAGGAGGGUUUAUUGAGGAGUAGGAAAUUAGCGAAGGAGGCGCUUGCUGCGCUUAGUGUUGAUGAUAGAGGGGCUAUCAAAGGUUACGACGUUGUUUUUGAGUGCACAGGCGUGGAGAGUUGUAUUCAAACUGCUAUUCUCAUGGCCCGUACGGGGGGCAAGGUUGCCCUUGUAGGGAUGGGAUACCCUAAUCCAUAUCUCCCCCUCUCAAGUGCUAUGCUCCGGGAAGUGGAUUUGGUAGGAGUGUUCAGGUACGCGAAUACGUGGCCCGAUGCGUUGAGGUUGUUGGCGAGUAAGACGAUGCUUGGGAUCGAGGAUGUAAUGGUGACGCAGAGGUUUGCGCUUGAGGAGACGGGGCAGGCGUUUAAGAUCCUUGCAGGUGGGAGUGGAAGUGGGAGGGGGACGGGCGAGACGGUAAUCAAGAUCAUGGUUGGGCCUAAUUAUGGGAGUGGGAUGAAAGGACGUGUGGGCGUCGUUGCGUCCCCAUGA